Megalops cyprinoides (Indo-Pacific tarpon) is the source of this 1983-nucleotide messenger RNA. It is a transcript of the gene tinf2, whose product is annotated as TERF1 (TRF1)-interacting nuclear factor 2. Lineage: Eukaryota; Metazoa; Chordata; Actinopteri; Elopiformes; Megalopidae. Bases 283 to 1983 code for a protein of 566 amino acids. Gene Ontology annotation, molecular function: telomeric repeat DNA binding. Gene Ontology annotation, cellular component: shelterin complex. Gene Ontology annotation, biological process: telomere capping; regulation of telomere maintenance via telomere lengthening. The transcript is spliced from 11 exons. The record is from RefSeq and is a predicted model, not a curated record.
CGGUGUCCGGUAUGGCGGGAUAAGUGUUCUUUCGCAUGUGUUAGUUUUCCUCAAAGUAGCAGCAUCAGCGAAAUUUACACAACUGUCAAGCACAUUCUUUGUAUGUGUUUUGCGCAAACGCGUCUGUGUUGUAGUUUAACGCCGCGACCAUUGACAUCACUUUCGCAUUUGGUGGAAAUAAAACUUUGCAGCCCGUAAGCCGGCUGGCUGGGUGAGCUGUCAUUGCCGACGCUUCGCCACCGUUUCCACAGCUUUCCGAAACAGCAGGCGUUUGCACUGAAAAUGGAAGCACCGAUCUCUGCUCACAAGGACAGCGCUGAUCACUCCCUCCCGCUCCCCUCCCUGCGUAUCCUGGCUCCACCCAUGCGGCUGGUCUCUGCAGCGAUGUGGAAGGUGGUGCAGCGGAAGGAUGUGUUGCAUUAUGGGAAGCUGGAGGAGUUUGUCACGUCAGUCUCAGAGAUGGUUCCUGGGCUGCUCAGUUACAGGCACAGGGCCAAACUGGCACUGGGGCUGCAGGCCAGGCUGAUUCUGGAGCUGUGUCGCAGCCAGGACCCCCCAGAUCCCCGGCUCAUUUUGCCCCACCUGGACAGGAUCAAACCCCCUGCGCACAGAGGAAAGAGGGACGCAAAGGUUGAGAAGUCGACUGCUAACUUUCGGGAGCUGGUCGAAACACUCCUAAAAAACCCUGCAGGAAGAAAGCGCUUUUUCCAGGAGGAGUUUCCCAUUGAAUACGGACCCCAGUUUGACACGGCACUGGAGAAACUGCUGUGGGAGUUCCUGUCCCGACUGGACCAGCUGUUACCGGUACCCGAUCUCGCUCAGACCGUGUCGUGGCUCUGCGCUGCCCCCGCUGUCCUGGAGGAAUGUGCCAAAUCUGUGUCUCAGCCCCAGCUUCUCCGCACUCUGCUGCAGCACCAGAAACGCCUGGGACACGUCGACACACUUGCCUCUCUCCCCUCUACCUUGGGCGACUCCAUCCUCUCUUCCCUGUCCCUCCCUCCCUCUGGCAGAGCGCAGAACACCAAUCAGGAGACUGACUCCAGUGGCCAAACAGAGACCAGACGAGAUGCUGUGAUCCCCUCCUCCCUAACGCACCCGCCCAAUCGCAGACGAGGAAGAACGCCACCUGUCACGCCUGUGAUAGGCCUGAUCUCCAGUAAGGACCUGCCUGUCAUGGCCUCCGCGGGCAGGGGGAGGAGAAGCGCUGCAGCCACGCCCGCUCCGAGCGAGGGGGCGGGGUCUGGAUCCGGGGGGGACGUCCCGUGCUACACCGGUGUCAGACUGAGGCCAAGGCGGGAUCUGAACACGAGCGGGGAAGAGGGGGCAAAGAGAAUGCUGCAAAGGGGAGGAGUCCAGGAGGCAAAACGCAGACAAUCCAGAAAGAAGGACACAGGGGCGCGUAGAUGGAGGCGGGGGGAAGAGAGGGAGAGGGGAUGGCAGGAAGGGGAGGACCCGUGCCCGCUGGUCAUGUCCUGUUUGCAGCGCCAGCCCAAAGUUCUGAUCAACCGGCUGAGCUUCACAGACAUCACACUUCCUGUUGUGUCACUUCCUCGUCCCCCAAGCGGUGGGGGGAGGUCGCCGUGGAGACAGGACACGCCCCCAGAGGCGAGGGGAGCGAGGUCACCCAGGCAAGCGGGCCGGGUAUCCACCCGGAAGAGGAAGUUCGGCCUCAUGGCAACCCCCCGGAAAGAGCUGUCAGACUCAUCGGAGAAAGAGAACUGUGCUGACUCGCCCGUAACAUGGACCGCCUCACCUGUCCUCUCCACCAGAACACAGCACAGAGGGAGGGCCUCCUGUCCUGAUGGAGAUGAUGACAUCAUCAUAGAUUCUGAAGAUGAAGAGAUAAAGAACUUCAAAGGAAAGCUGUUUGUUAAGCAGUACUACAGGACCAAGCACAACACGUUUGUGCCCACACUCAGGGAGUUCUGGAGCCCUGGUCUGCCCCCGCGGGGCCCCCUGUCUCCCUGCGACGGGCACAGCUGA